CAUUCUUCUCUUUCGUCUGUUGUCCAACCAAAGGAGCGGUUGCUUUUGAGCACAUGAACAAGUGCUCAGAAGUGAGGGAAUCUGUACUUGUCUUCAGAGAAAUCUGACGUGGCUUUGUCACCUUUUUUUGGAAGUGCAUAUAUUGGAGAAAAAGGCAUUCUUGAGAGGGAUUUAAAUAAAACUAAAGUAGGGAAAGGUCAAUUGGAUUGUCAAGCAGAUUACCUUGACACAGUUAGAAUGGGAAGUCUGGCAGUGUGCAGAUUACAAGCCAUGGAUCCACGGUUAGUGCACGGUGAGGAAUAUGCUCUGUAGGUUUUUCUUUAUUUUAACAACUUAGUGUUUUGCUUUUUUAUUAUUUAAAAUUAUGGGUCAAGAACACAGUAGCACAGAUAAGGAAGUGACUCUCCAACAAAUGCAGGAACUCUACCGUAAAUUUGCGAGCGAAUGUCCAAGUGGAAAGCUCCACUUACAUGAAUUCAAGAGAAUAUUUGGAGUCAACAGCAACUCCACGGCAGAAGAAUCUGCAUAUACGGAAAAUGUAUUUCAAUCCUUUGAUACAAAUAAGGAUGGAAAUAUAGACUUCAUGGAGUAUGUGGCCGGGCUGCAUCUUGUUCUUCGUGGAAAACUCGAGGACAAACUGAGGUGGUCUUUUAAAGUUUAUGACCGAGAUGGAAAUGGCUGUUUGGACAGACAGGAAGUGAGACACCUUGUCAAAAUCAUCAACAAGAUAAAGAGGCACAAUGAUCCCGACCAAGGGAAUAUUGAAGAUAUUUGUGACAGAAUAUUUGAUCUGGUGGACAAGAAUAAUGACAAUCAGAUUUCUUUGGAGGAAUUUAUAGAAGGGGCUGAAAAGGAUCCGUGGGUGAUGGAACAGCUCAAACUGGACAUCGGGCCCUGUGAUUGGUUCCUUGAACAGCAGGAGAAGAAAAACUGACUUUAUGAUGUACAGCGUAUACCUUUUAUGACAAAUGAUUGGACGCUAAGUGACGGUAUCAAUCUGCCGUCAGAGAAACGCUGAUACAGUACCGGGUUUGUGAUUAUCCAAGGAACUAAUCUGCAUCGUGCUUUCUUAUCCUACAGUCCGAGAUUCAGGAUAAUCUCAGGGAUUAUUUGUUCAGUUGUGGGACAUGCCAACUGCGGGAGAUGCAGCCUGAAUCUUCUCCGUGGUCUCUGUUUUUGGAAGAGAAGCCUCUCACGUUCAUCUUCUUUUUCAACUAUUUCUUUUUAGAUUUUUUGCACUCACGUACGUUACAUCUUUUGUUAAAAAAGUCCCCCCCUCUACCCACAACAACGUUUUUCUCUCAACAUCUGUUACACUAUAAAGGCGCUGACUCACCAACACGAUUAUCAGCCGUCGGACAGUCUGGCGAGGUCGGUGACUCGAGUCUGUUCGGUUCAUUGACCAUUCAAUGUCCAUUCUGAUUGGUGGAGUGCUAGCCCUUGACUAGCAAAUCAGUGCACGAGAAAAUCGGAGCUGACAACGCCAGUAUCUAUUUAUUACAAGCCAUCGUAUUUCCUUCCGUUCAGCGAGUAACGACGACAACGACCCUUCUAUCAACACUCUCUGAUGAAAACAAUGACUGACGACAGCGUGCUCUGUGUUUACGAGGUCUGCAGAGAUGUUCCGUCAUUUCAUUUUUUGGUCGACAAUACAGAUUAGCGCCGCCUGCUGUUAUGGAGACGUAUUACGUGUCGCGCACGUAAUACGACAGGAUUAAAUGUACAGAACAAUGGCAGUGUUUUUCCUAUGUUUGUGGAGGACUUAGGUGCACGUAUUCUUUGGGGGGUUUAGGGGUUUCCUCCCUUUAAGAAAUGUGACUUUUUUCAACAACAAACAAUCAAUUUCACAUAAUUUUGGACCAUUAUUAUUCCAAUAUCUGUGUCUAAAACAUUGGAAAAGUUAAGGCAGAUAACACAUAAAUAACACUCAAAAAGCUAAAAGACAAAACUUGCUAAAGAAGCCUUGGUUAAAUCUUAGAAAAGUCAUUUAGUUAGUUUUGAUGCCGACAUUGAUUUUUACCUUCAUUCGGCUUAGGUGGUGUCCAAAACGCCUCAGGAGCUGCAUCUAAACCUUAUAAUUGUAGGAAAACCCUGCAAUGGCACCUCCAGCAAAGCAAUGAUAUGUAUAAAUACAAAAAUAAAUAAAAACCUUUGCUAUCGGC
Messenger RNA from Perca fluviatilis (European perch), 2162 nucleotides. RefSeq names its product guanylyl cyclase-activating protein 2-like. Gene Ontology annotation, biological process: visual perception. NCBI's taxonomy places the organism in Eukaryota, Metazoa, Chordata, Actinopteri, Perciformes, Percidae. The record is from RefSeq and is a predicted model, not a curated record. The coding region runs from base 365 to 934 and encodes 189 amino acids. The transcript is spliced from 4 exons. Gene Ontology annotation, molecular function: calcium ion binding; calcium sensitive guanylate cyclase activator activity. Gene Ontology annotation, cellular component: cone photoreceptor outer segment; photoreceptor inner segment.